CUUCAGAGCGCGUGGGUGAGAACCAAGGGGAGCAGAACGGUGAUUACCGGGCAUGUGGAGCGAGAAUGCCAGACGGGUCUGGAGGCUACAAACUGUACCCCAAAAUAUCCCAAAAGUUAUUUAAUCUGGUUGCCUUGCGUAUCGACGAUACCGUCAUCCGAAAUCUGUACAAGACAGCUGGAUUUCUACCAUUUUGUGAUUUAUUUCACUAAGCGGAGAGAUGAGAGUUCACUUUUCAACCAGUUGGAUAUUUCAGGGCUGGAUCACCCCUCUGAUUGUCAUUAUAUACUCACAGGCGGCACUGUCCAAGCCAACCUGUACCCACCAGCAGUACCUCAAAGACAAGAGAUGCUGCAGCAAGUGUGAACCAGGGAACUACAUGUUUGCAGAGUGUGUUGGCCCCACCGACACCAAGUGUCGUUCAUGUGGCAGUGAUGAGUAUCAGCCCGACUGGACCAACGAGACCAAGUGUCUUCCCCAGAAGUUCUGUGACACAGGUAAGGGUUUUAACCGCGAGAGGCCCAAUAACCCUCGUGCAGCGGUUCCGUGUCAGUGUAAACCAGGCCUGCAGUGUUCUCCCAUCAACUGUGAGUUCUGUGAGAAGAUUCCCACCUGUGAACCAGGAUUUGGAAUGGAGAAAAACAGUGAGUCGGGCAGGAGAACCUGUGUUCCGUGCAAGAAAGGAUAUUUCUCUCCCAACACCUCGAUGGAACCCUGCAAUCAGUGGACCAGUUGUAAAGGUCUCGGGAAGAGUGAGAAACAGCCUGGGAGCGACCGGACUGACGCCGUCUGUGGACCUCUGCUCCCCGGUCCGUCCAGCUCCUGGCUCCUCGUCUGUGUUCUGUCAGUCAUCACACUUCUCUGCCUCAUCAUCCUCCUGCUCUUCUGUUACAAGGACAAACUGAAAAUCCUCUCAGUGAAUUUGCGAUCGUGUGUCCAGAGUCUGAAAAGGACCAGGAUACAGCAGGAUACUCUGGCCCCUCUUUACCACAGUGGGGGGCUAGAACGGGAGGUCGCAGGCGAGAACUGCACCCUGUGUGAGACAACGUGCCUGAUUGGCCCUGCCCACACCCACUCGGAAACUCCGCGCACCUGCCCCUCAGCCGCGCCCAUCGACCGGGUCGAACUGCCCCCCACUAAAGAGACAGAGGAGGAGAGGAGGAGGGAGGAGGAAGACGAGGGUAUGGGCAGCGAGGGGUCCGGGGAGGUGGAGGAGGUGUCGGAGGGCGUGUCACCGCUGUGGGCUGGCUCUUGUGUGUGCGUGAUGUCCGUGAGGGAGCCGUUGGAGGUGGGGGAGAAUGAGGACUGCAGCCAGGCCGUCAGCCCCGGAGCCCUGGGCACCUGCUCCUGUGGAGGAGAGGGGGAGGGCAGAGACGCUGAGAGGGAGGACAAGAAAGAUGGAGGGAGGGGCGAGAGGGCCAAGGUGGUCGAGAGUCUGCAGGGGAAAAGCUUUGAGAGGAGCUGCGACAGCUCCUCCCCAACCUCCUCGCCCUCCUCCCUGGUUUUGCCUGCCAUGCCGUCAUGUGACCUCUACCUGCCGCUGACCCAAACCAUUGACACCUCGGCAGGGAAAGGGGAGGAGCUAUACAGACUGAACUGCAGCGUAAGCCCCACCCCCAUUACAGAAGCCACACCCACAUCAACUCCCUCAUCCUUUUCUGACACCUCCGUGACCCCUGUGAUCGUGGGCGACGGACGGUCAGACCUGAGCUCCGGGGCCCUCGGCAGUGUGACAGACCAGGGGCUUUCCUGGAGGGACUGUGGAGGAAACAAGCUCGCUUCCGGGGGCUCGGUGCUGGAGUGUUCCCCUGAGAGCCUACAGAGUCAGCUCACGGAACAAGCACUCACCUCAGGUCAGGUGACGGGGAACAACAACACCACCUUCAUAUCCAGCGGUCAGGUGAUGAACUUCAGCGCUGAUGUCAUCGUCGUCUAUGUCAGCCAGACGUCGUUAGGCAACGAGGGGGAGGGGCCAGAAGACGAGUUUGGAAGCCCUGUUCAGGAACAGGCCAAUGAGAGAGCUCCACCGUUCCCAAGUUCCACCUCCUCUAAAAGUGCCGGCCAUUCACCGCCACCAUCCCCAGGAAACUCCUUUACCCACAAUCGUCUACGGCAGGAUGACAAUCUUCCGGUUCAGGAAGUGACUGACGAGUGGCCCAGAGAGAAGUGAUUGGAAUGUGGAGGGUGUAUAAUAAAGCCAUAAGACAAGUGAAGCCAUAGACUAGUUGAUAUUUCAAAACCUACUGCUUUAAUCAACUCCAAAGAAAACUCCAUCGCCUUCCGGGGUAAGCGCCCAGAAUUGGACCUGGGCCAAAGACUUGAACUGGAACCUGGAUGUCUGUAAUACUCAUCUCAACCUGAUGGCUGUUUCUCAAAAAAGUUUCCUCUUCUUCAUGACUGAUCCUAAAGAGCUGGACGACAGAAAUCAAAUCCAUGAGUUGAUGACUCUUGUUUCCUAUCCUUGGUGUUGAUUUGUUGUCUCACCAUCAGUGUGGUUUGUUGUUAAAAAUGCUAUGCAUUUGUUGAGCUACAUACUAUAUAUAUAUAUAUAAAUGUGUUGAUUGUUGUUUUUGUUUUUUUAUUUUCAAAACCAUCACCAAGCAUACGGACAGUCACAUAGAAAGACAGAUUUCCAUUAAACCCUUGUAAAAUACAAGCCUUUCAACAAAGUAAAACACAAGCCAAAGACACAAAAUACAAAUGGACAAGUCUAUCCCCUAUAUUCAGGACCCAGACCCUAACUCUAACCCCAUGAACCCUAUCCCGUUUAUACAGGACCCAGACCCUAACUCUAACCCCAUGAACCCUAUCCCCUGUAUACAGGACCCAGACCCUAACUCUAACCCCAUGAACCCUAUCCCCUGUAUACAGGACCCAGACCCUAACUCUAACCCCAUGAACCCUAUCCCCUGUAUACAGGACCCAGACCCUAACUCUAACCCCAUGAACCCUAUCCCCUCUAUACAGGACCCAGACCAAAACAGAAAAUAAAUUACUCUAAGUAGAUGAGCAUCUAUCAUAACAGUUUUCAGUCCAAAAGAUGUUUGCUAAAAUUAAACUAAUAUAAUCCACACAUCGUGCCGUGUCACGUGCGACUUCCCCGACCGACACAGCCCAAAUAUCUCCCAGGCAUCUGAUUGUUUUGACCGAUCGGCUCAAUGGGGUGAGAGGGGGGGCAGCGCUGUCUCGUACCCCCGCCCAGAGGGAAAGCGGCCAUGGGAAGGCAAACAAGCAACCGAGUCUGCCUAAUUUAGCGCCUUACUCAUAGAGCCUGUGCCUGGCAAAGAUGAAAGAGCUGAUUCGGCAAGAAAGAGUUGGACCAAAGCUGAACGUGCUGCAACUGAUUUCCUGUAGUUGAAAUUGGAGCGUGUAGUUCUGAAUUAUAUAUAUUUUUUAAAUGUCAGGGAAUGAAGAAGAAAACUGAUACCACAGGACUAACAGUGGUAUUCUGAAGAGUUGUCUUGGCCGAACGCUGGAGAUGACUGUUAGCUCCCUGAGGGAUACCUCAGUAUUGGCUCAGUGAGCUAGCACAGUCUGUUAGCCAGUAGUAGACCAGACAUUCAUCCACACUGAUCAGUUGCUUCGGCCAAAAAGAGAAUAAAACAGUCUAUGAUUAACCGUUCGUCUCCCAAAAGAACUGAGGACGUGUAAAGCUACACUGGUCUUGUUAAAACGGACUGGUGACAUGAAAACCAGCGCUCACAAGACCAGAUCUGAAUCCAGGUAGAACAGCUAACCAAUAACAUGAACUUGAGAGUUGAAAAUGGAAACGUUUACUUAUUCUCAUGUCUGUAUAUAAACUGUACAUACUGAUCCAAAUCACUUUGCAAUAAAUUACGGAACUGUU
Molecule: messenger RNA, 3847 nt
Organism: Esox lucius (northern pike)
Lineage: Eukaryota; Metazoa; Chordata; Actinopteri; Esociformes; Esocidae
Gene: tnfrsf11a
Product: tumor necrosis factor receptor superfamily, member 11a, NFKB activator
Exons: 9
Coding region: 221-2170 (649 amino acids)
Biological process (GO): response to interleukin-1; multinuclear osteoclast differentiation; positive regulation of bone resorption
Cellular component (GO): external side of plasma membrane
Molecular function (GO): tumor necrosis factor receptor activity; cytokine binding
Source: RefSeq, a predicted model, not a curated record